AUGCCCAGCCCCGGCUGCAGCGGCUGCAGCAGCGGCCGGAACAAUCCUCGUGCUCCUCCUCCACAAUCCCGCCCAGACCAAGCCAGCCGCUCCGGUUCCCGGCGUGGCUGUCCACUGGAGACGGUUAUGACGCUCGGUCGCGGUCGCCAGGGGAGCGGCGGCAUCGACUCUGAGCAAGCCACUCUUGCACUAGUUUUUGCGCGCAGCCAGAACCACGCCGGCACUACGCGGGUCCAUACGGCUUCUGAUCCGGACGGAAGAGGAGGUAGGUUGCGCGAAAUGCAGAGGAACCCUCCACUGCGCAUUCCCUCCACAGCCGCGUGA
Molecule: messenger RNA, 324 nt
Organism: Symbiodinium natans
Lineage: Eukaryota; Dinophyceae; Suessiales; Symbiodiniaceae
Source: the annotation of a GenBank genome assembly